AUGGCAGCAGUAUUCAUACCCCCUUCGCCUCAGACCUCCCUGAACAUGUCGACUCGCCGACCACUCGCAAACGUGCCGAAUGCUACUAACUCCCCCCAUAGGGCAGGCCUCGUGCCUGCCAAACGCCCUCGAACCACAAAUGCACCCGUCGAUAUCCCUUACGGCCAGCCACCACCCAAAAAGCAGGUAAUUGAAGGUGCAGAAGGCGAUAGUCGGUCACAAACCCAUACCAGGCCUGCUACUUUCCAGAACGCAGACUCCAAACUGUUCACACGCCGUACGAACAAUGCCCAGCCAAGUGCCUUUGAGAGGAAACUGGUCGCUGUGAGGGACAAAGAAAGACAAUCUCAGCUGCGAGGGUCUAGACACGAAAGACCAUCAGCGGAAACCAUUGAUUCUAUACGGCAGUGGCAGAGACAUUAUCGGAAGGCAUUCCCCCAGUUUGUCUUCUAUUUCGACAGUAUUCCAGAGGAUCUGCGUAGCAAAUGCUCGCGACAAGUCCUUGCAUUGGGAGCUCGUGAGGAGAAAUUCUUUUCGCGUUUAGUAACACACGUUGUCACGUCGCGCCCUAUCCCUCCCGAAACUGAUGUGGCGAGCCCGGCGGAGGUUAAUACGGAAUCGGUGGACCAAGCUGCUGCAGACGGCACUCUGCAGACGGUAAACCCAUCAUUACUGGAGAAGAACCCUGAUGCGCACCUACAUGUGUCACUCAAGAAUGACGCGCGGCGUGAGCAGAGCAAUAUGGAUGUUUUGCAUAGGGCUCGUCAGAUGGGAAUGAAAAUAUGGGCUAUUGAGAAACUUCAACGGAUGAUCGCCACAAUCAAUGAUGGAGACAUAGGCGGUCAUAGUGGCCAUUCGACCCGAAACAACCAUGUCGGCGGUGGGCAUUCUAGGGGUAGGGGCGAGGCAGACCUUUCACAAGUUCUUCAGAAUGAGCUCAACGGCUCCUCUGACCGCAACCCUCUCUCCGUAUUAAAGGAUCUAGUAAUGUUCAAAGGUCCAUUUGUCUAUGUUCAUGACAUGGAUGAGAAGACGAGGCCUGUUAUGGUUCGCGAGUACCCGAAAGUUGUUAGACGCCAAGACGGUAUCUGGCCACAAUUUAGAAGUGCUCCGCUGGGCAAAUGUCCCUUUAUCGAUGAACCUCCUACAAAGAAGGAACUAGAAAGGCAGCGGGCGCGUCAACAACAGAAGAAAAAGGCUGCUUCAAAGGCUGCCCCUACCCAAGAGGCCCAGGCUCCAAGAACAAAUGUUUCCGAGUGUGCUAUUGAGAAAGCAGCUGAUCGCGUACCUAAGGAAGAGAAUAGCCCUCAAAAUAUUCAUGAGGAGGCUGUAUCUCAGUCUAAACAGCCAGAAAUGCAGGAUAUGCAGCCAUCCCGACCGUUAUCCCCGAAGAAAAGCUCUGAAAGUUUUGUCCCCCCCCAGCUCAAUUGUGGUGGACGAUUUUAUACUGGUGGUCGCGAACCCGCGGCGUCGGGUAUGCAACCAUCAAAUAUUACUUCUGCUAUUCGUUCCCAGAUGGUGUCCUCUACUGCUGCGGCGCCUGGCGCAAAAGCUGGCAUAAGCAAAGAGGUCCAUGAGCUUAAGAGAAAAGUCCUCGAAAAGAGCAAUGGGGGAUACUCCGCUGGCACGGGCCCUUCAUCGUACCGGGCUAUAGAUGCUACAGCGGCGCUGAAGUUGACGAAGAGUCAAGGCAGUCGGCAGAGCAAGUUAGACCCGCCUGAAAAGCUUGGGAACGUCAUUGAGGAGGAAACCACCCAAUCGGAGAGCAAUGAUGCGGAAAAACGGCGAAACAACAUACGAAAAGGUAACUGUCGAAAGAAAAAGGAGAGAAGGAGAGAACCGAAGCCAGGCUAUUGCGAGAAUUGCAGGGAUAAGUUUGACGACUUCGAAGAGCAUGUUAUGACAAGAAAACACCGCAAGUUCGCGACCAAUGGCGCAAAUUGGGCAGAAUUGGAUUCGCUCCUCUUCCAGCUACAGCGCCCACUUAAGGAUGAAUAUGAAUAUGUUUAG
This is a messenger RNA of Aspergillus bombycis, 2010 nucleotides long. Its product is annotated as protein serine/threonine kinase activating protein nimO. The coding region runs from base 1 to 2010 and encodes 669 amino acids. The transcript has 3 exons. Gene Ontology annotation, molecular function: protein serine/threonine kinase activator activity; zinc ion binding; nucleic acid binding. Gene Ontology annotation, cellular component: Dbf4-dependent protein kinase complex; nucleus. Gene Ontology annotation, biological process: regulation of cell cycle phase transition; positive regulation of nuclear cell cycle DNA replication. The record is from RefSeq and is a predicted model, not a curated record. NCBI's taxonomy places the organism in Eukaryota, Fungi, Ascomycota, Eurotiomycetes, Eurotiales, Aspergillaceae.